GUAAACAAAAAAAACAUGUCUGGUAAAAAGCAAGAGCUUCCCGUCUCCGACAAACCCUUAGCCGCUGUCGAGAGUCCGAUGACAGAAACGAUCAAGAAGAAGAAGAAGAAGAGUAAACACUCAGAGGAAAGUCAGGAAGUCGAAGUGCCUCAAGAGGUCACCAACGGUGAGGAGUUGAGUAACAAAGAGAAGAAGAAGGAGAAGCGUAAGAGAGAGGAGAAUGAGAUGGAGAACAAGAAGAAGAAGGAAGCUGAUAAAGUUCCUGAAGAUUCAGGUGUGAGCAACGGAGGAGAGAGUGAACAGAAAGUUGUCGUUACCGGAAAAGAUGUGGAGGAAGCAAAGUACGCAGCUUUAACAUCUUUCGCUGAAUCAAAGUUGCCUGAGAAUGUUCUCGAUUGCUGCAAGACUUUCCAGAAGCCUUCUCCGAUUCAGUCUCACUCAUGGCCGUUUCUGUUAGAUGGUCGUGAUCUUAUCGGCAUUGCCAAAACUGGUUCAGGUAAGACAUUGGCGUUUGGGAUUCCUGCGAUUAUGCACAUGUUGAAGAAGAACAAGAAGGGUAAAGGAACAAGGAACCCGACAUGUCUUGUUCUUUCUCCGACAAGAGAGUUAGCUGUUCAGAUAUCUGAUGUUUUGAGUGAAGCUGGAGAACCGUGUGGUUUGAAAUCGAUUUGUGUGUAUGGUGGAAGCUCUAAGAGGCCUCAAAUCAACGCUAUUCGAUCUGGAGUUGAUAUUGUCAUUGGUACGCCAGGUCGUUUGAGAGAUCUGAUUGACUCUAAUGAGCUUCGUCUCUCUGAUGUUUCCUUUGUGGUGUUGGAUGAAGCAGAUCGAAUGCUUGAUAUGGGUUUCGAGGAACCAGUCCGGUUUAUACUGAGCAAGACGAAUAAAGUUCGUCAGAUGGUUAUGUUCAGUGCAACUUGGCCUAUGGAAGUUCACAAAUUGGCUCAGGAAUUCAUGGAUCCAAACCCUGUCAAGGUAGUCAUAGGUUCUGUAGACUUAGCUGCCAACCACGACGUUUUGCAAAUCAUCGAGGUAUGUAGCGUUUUCCCUCUGCAAAUCAUCUCACCCCCCUUUAACAACAUGUCUUUGUUUUGUCUACAAAUGCAGGUCUUGGACGAUCGUGCUCGUGACCAGCGCCUAGUUGCUUUACUAGAAAAAUACCACAAGUCUCAAAAAAACAGGGUUUUGGUGUUUGCCUUAUACAAGGUGGAAGCUGACCGUCUUGAGCGUUUUCUUCAGACAAGAGGCUGGAAAGCUGUAUCUAUACAUGGAAACAAAGCACAGAGCGAACGUACCAGGUCUUUGGCAUUGUUCAAAGAAGGAUCCUGUCCGUUGCUGGUGGCUACUGAUGUGGCAGCAAGAGGGCUCGAUAUCCCGGACGUGGAAGUUGUGAUAAACUACAGUUUCCCUUUGACAACAGAGGAUUAUGUUCACAGAAUCGGGAGAACGGGAAGAGCAGGUAAAAAGGGCGUUGCACACACCUUCUUCACACAACAGAACAAGGGUCUUGCCGGAGAGCUAGUGAAUGUUCUCAGGGAAGCUAAACAAGUCGUGCCCGCUGAUCUUUUGAAGUUUGGCACUCAUGUAAAGAAAAAGGAAUCAAAACUGUAUGGACCUCAUUUCAAAGAUAUUGCAGCUGAUGCUCCAAAAGCUAAGAAGAUCACAUUUGCUGAUUCUGACGAUUAGACUAGUUUUGUCUUAUUAUUUUAUGAUUACUAGGGCAAUCUUCGCGCGGGAAUUUGUUUCAUUAUAUAUUCUUUUACCAUUUUUUUAGUUUAAAUGAUUUUAUUUUAGUUAUGUAUGAAAUGUCAUUUUUGGAGUUUCUUAUAAAACUGUUAUCGUUCUUUUCCGCCGAACUCGUUUCAUUGGGAUUAACUAAAAUUUCUAAUAUGAUUGUUGUGGUUAUUAGUAAAGUGGUGCUCUAUUUUUAUUUUGUGGGUAUAUAUAUAUUUUAAUUUGUUUGUUUUAGUAUAAGUUA
Messenger RNA from Brassica napus (rape), 1975 nucleotides. RefSeq names its product DEAD-box ATP-dependent RNA helicase 5-like. Lineage: Eukaryota; Viridiplantae; Streptophyta; Magnoliopsida; Brassicales; Brassicaceae. The transcript is spliced from 12 exons. Gene Ontology annotation, molecular function: ATP binding; RNA binding; RNA helicase activity. Gene Ontology annotation, cellular component: nucleolus. The record is from RefSeq and is a predicted model, not a curated record. Gene Ontology annotation, biological process: rRNA processing. Bases 16 to 1683 code for a protein of 555 amino acids.